AUGUUCCGCCGCCAUUUCAGCACAUUCCGACCUCUUCUCCAUGAAAAUCCUCUCGGCCUUCCCCGCACAGGGUCACGCCCUCCGCCCCAGAUCCCUCGUCGAACAGGUCCCAUAGCCAAACGGCCUAUCCCUCAUGCUAAGAAAGUUAUCGUCGUAGCGAGUGGGAAGGGUGGUGUAGGGAAGAGUACAGUUGCUGUGAACCUGGCGUUCGCGCUUGCGAUGCGGAGUACGAGACCUCGAGUGGGUAUACUCGACUUGGACAUCUUUGGGCCCUCCAUUCCAAAACUCAUGGGCCUUGACCGUGCAGAGGAGCCCAAUCUUACACCAUCUGGCGCUCUCAUCCCGCUGGUAAACCACGGCCUUCCAUGCAUGUCCAUGGGCUUCCUUCUACCCCGCUCCUCAAAUUCAGAGUCUACAGACGAAAGCGGAAGCAACGAAGACGUAGCUGUUGUCUGGCGCGGUCUCAUGGUUCAAAAAGCCGUUCAACAGUUACUCUUCGACGUAGACUGGCGAUACGGAACGAGCGGUGGGGAGACAGAGGGACCGGGAUUAGACGUUUUGGUGGUAGAUAUGCCGCCUGGAACGGGAGAUGUACCUCUUACGCUGGGGCAACUCGUGAACGUCGAUGGCGCUGUCAUCGUUUCAACGCCACAAGACGUCGCCCUCUCCGACGUACGCAAAGGCAUCGCCAUGUUUCGCAAAAUCUCUGUCCCCAUCAAAGGCCUAAUCCUCAACACCUCCUACUUCCUCUGCCCCACCUGCACAACCCCACACCACCUCUUCGGCCCCCCAACCGCCUUCCACGCCACCGCCUCCCGUCUCGGCGUGCCCGUUCUAGCCGAACUCCCCCUCGUGCCCGGUGUGAGCACGGGUGGGGACCAUGGGAUGCCUUAUGUGUUGGUCGGGGGAGGUGGGAAGGGUAAGGAGGGGGAGGAAGGUCUAGGUGGGGAGAAGUGGAGGGAGGGCAUGAAGGAGGUCGCGGAGAGGGUUUGGCAGGGUUUGAGUCUGAACUGAGAUAGCUCGUCACUUUUGCCUAGUAAAUACCGCUCAGCUCGCAAGAACACGGCCGACCUUUGCCUCUUCCUUAAGAACGACAAACGUAGGGAGGGACGAGUAGU
Molecule: messenger RNA, 1118 nt
Organism: Stereum hirsutum FP-91666 SS1
Lineage: Eukaryota; Fungi; Basidiomycota; Agaricomycetes; Russulales; Stereaceae
Product: P-loop containing nucleoside triphosphate hydrolase protein
Exons: 6
Coding region: 1-1014 (337 amino acids)
Biological process (GO): mitochondrial respiratory chain complex I assembly; iron-sulfur cluster assembly
Cellular component (GO): mitochondrion
Molecular function (GO): 4 iron, 4 sulfur cluster binding; ATP-dependent FeS chaperone activity; ATP binding
Source: RefSeq, a predicted model, not a curated record